AUAUACAGUAUGUCAAGUCUCCCGAUUUUCCACCUUGAAAAACAGACUCCUUGUCUCAUCCUUGGAUCCAAAAAACAUUUUGGAUCCAAGGGGCCACUUUUUAAAUCUCUGCGUUCAAUUUUCAGCUGUUGCAUAUUGGAAUGUAUGUGAGGGAACUUUCAAUCAAAGGUAGUUUCUUCCUUCUUCCAAAAUACUAUUCUCCCCACCCUAAACAGCCAUUCUCAGAGACCUUCUCCAGUUCCAUCUCUGCAUUCUGCAAAGAUUCAACCCUCUUGACUUGCGAAGGAAUUCCAUUGCCUAGCAACUGGGCUCUGGAAGCAUUCCCAUAGCAACCGCAUCUCUGGCAGUUGGGUACCAAGUCAAAGGAGCACCUUUGGUUGCCGUCCACCUCCUGCCACAGGGGGCUUGCUUGACAGCAAAGGGAGUGAUGGUCCAAAAUGGAAGAGAUCCCUGAAUCUCCCACGGGAAGCACUUCUCAGGCUGACAAGGCAGCUCCAGACGGCUUUGUACCCAGGAUAUCAGAAGCUAUGGCUGAGCUCUUAGUGAACACAGUUGCGAACACUGCCAAAAUGGUCCAGGUUUCAGCUGAGGCCCAAAAGACCGCACAGCUGACCUGUUUCCAUGCGGAGCAAGCUUUGGGCCAGGCUCGGCUGAGCUACAUCGCAGCCCGAGGGUUGGCUGAGCAGCUUUUGGGCUUCUUGAGUCCCCCCGACUACCAGGGGCUCUUCCAAGUCUUGUCACAGCCUCCCAUGCCAUAUUCUGAAUUCUGUGCAACCAUCCGACGUACAGAAAAUACCCUCCUGCACCCCGUCCUCAAGUGCAAGCCAGGAUUUUCAGUCCAGCGGGAACCCAGUCCAGAUUCUGAAUGCAGCUGUUCUCCAGAAGAUGGCCUUCAAAGUGGAAUUAAUGAUCUCCAGGUGUUUAGAUCCUGUUGUGGCCAAGAAACAGAAGAAGAUGGGAUAGAAGAGGAGGCUGGUCAGUCUCUGCAGAUUAGGGGGAGAAAUCCUUCACGGCACAAGCAGGUGGAGACAGUGCUUCUGGAGGAUCAGAUGGGGGGCGCUUAUGUGACCCAGCGCCGCCGCUCACCCCGGCGGUCCCCCUCUGCUGGCGUAGAUGGACUUUCCCCGCUAGUGUCCGAGCAGGAACUCAGCACCAUUCAGCAGGGUGGAUCAGGGAAGUUCUUGAGCAAAGUGACUCGGCGCGUGGAUCAUCACCAGCAGGAAAAUUCGGACAGCGACACUGAUCAGUCAGAGAUCUCAGCUAAGGACACUGGAUAAACCUGGCCCCAGAU
Molecule: messenger RNA, 1291 nt
Organism: Sceloporus undulatus (fence lizard)
Lineage: Eukaryota; Metazoa; Chordata; Lepidosauria; Squamata; Phrynosomatidae
Exons: 8
Coding region: 438-1277 (279 amino acids)
Source: RefSeq, a predicted model, not a curated record